Messenger RNA from Anguilla anguilla (European eel), 5258 nucleotides. It is a transcript of the gene chrna8, whose product is annotated as cholinergic receptor, nicotinic, alpha 8. Bases 296 to 1840 code for a protein of 514 amino acids. The transcript has 11 exons. The record is from RefSeq and is a predicted model, not a curated record. Gene Ontology annotation, molecular function: transmembrane signaling receptor activity; acetylcholine-gated monoatomic cation-selective channel activity. NCBI's taxonomy places the organism in Eukaryota, Metazoa, Chordata, Actinopteri, Anguilliformes, Anguillidae. Gene Ontology annotation, biological process: chemical synaptic transmission; monoatomic ion transmembrane transport; signal transduction. Gene Ontology annotation, cellular component: postsynaptic membrane; neuron projection; synapse.
ACACGGGCAUAAACUACAUCACUUCGGGGAAGCACAGACAUUCCAUGACUGGCGUCUACCGUAAGCGCGUUCGAGUGCAGACGCCGGUCAUAACCGGAAUAGUAAUAUGCACGCGCAUUAAAAAAAACAUUCGAGAGUAUCGCAAUGCCAUCGGAGGACUAAUAUACAGGUAAACCGGACUUGUUUCAAGUUACUGCUUGAAGCGUCAAGUUGGACGUGAACGGGCAAACCAAUACUCCAAUUUGCCAAUUUGCACACGACGAUACGGCGGAUUCCUUUUACUGAAGGGGAAAAGAUGCAGCAUCGGAAGUUCUGGGGAUUUUCUUACAUUGGAUUCUAUGUGUGGACGUCGCUUCUCUUCAAAGGCUCUCUCCAGGGGGAGUACCAGCGGAAGCUGUACAACGACCUGCUGAAGAACUACAACCGGCUGGAGAGGCCGGUCCUGAACGACUCGGCGCCCCUGCUGGUGGAGCUGGGUUUGACGCUGCUGCAGAUCAUCGAUGUGGAUGAAAAGAACCAGGUCCUGAUGACCAAUGCUUGGUUGCAGCUGCACUGGACCGACAUUUACCUCAACUGGAAUCCGGACAACUAUCCAGGUGUACAAAACCUGCGCUUCCCCUCCAAUCAGAUCUGGGUGCCUGACAUUCUGCUCUACAACAGCGCAGAUGAAAGAUUUGAUGCCACUUUCCACACCAACGUCCUGGUGAACUCAUCAGGGGCAUGCCAGUAUAUACCACCAGGGAUUCUGAAGAGCACGUGCUACAUCGACGUGCGCUGGUUCCCCUUCGAUGUGCAGAAGUGUGACCUGAAGUUUGGCUCCUGGACACACAGCGGCUGGCUGCUGGACCUGCAGAUGCUCAACGUGGACAUCUCCACCUACAUCCCCAACGGGGAGUGGGACCUCGUGGCGGUCCCGGGUAAGCGGAACGAGCUGUAUUAUGAGUGCUGUAAGGAGCCGUACCCGGAUGUGACCUUCACCGUGACCAUGCGCAGACGCACGCUGUACUACGGCCUGAACCUGCUCAUCCCCUGCGUGCUCAUCUCCGGCCUUGCCCUGCUCGUCUUCCUGCUCCCCGCCGACUCCGGAGAGAAGAUCUCUCUGGGGAUCACUGUGCUCCUGUCUCUCACGGUCUUCAUGCUGCUGGUGGCUGAGAUCAUGCCGGCGACUUCAGACUCCGUACCGCUCAUCGCUCAGUAUUUCGCCAGCACCAUGAUGAUCGUGGGCCUCUCUGUGGUGGUCACCGUCCUGGUGCUCCAGUUCCACCACCACGACCCCCACGGGGGCAAGAUGCCAAAGUGGAUUCGGGUGGUCCUGCUCAACUGGUGCGCCUGGUUCCUCAGGAUGAAGAAGCCGGGGGAGGACCGCAAGCUGAUUGGCUACAAGUACAGCCACGCCCCCCAGCACCACUCCAGCGCCAGCAGCAUCCAGCUGAACGCGGUGGCGGCCCAGCCGGCCAACACCAACGGCAACAUGAACGCGUACUUCGGCUACCACGCCAUGGAGAGCGCCUGCUGCCCCCCCGGGGGGGACUCGGGCCUGGCCUGCGGCCGCCCCCCCACCGCCGGGCCGCCGCUGGACGACCGGGAGCGCCCGCGGACGCCGCUGGCCGCCGGGCACAUCCCCGAGAUCGCGCGCAUCCUGGAGGAGGUGCAGUACAUCGCGCGGCGCUUCCGCGAGCAGGACGAGGCCGAGGCCGUGUGCAGCGAGUGGAAGUUCGCCGCCGCCGUGGUGGACCGCCUCUGCCUCGUGGCCUUCUCGCUCUUCUCCAUCAUCUGCACCUUCACCAUCCUCAUGUCCGCGCCCAACUUCAUCGAGGCCGUCUCCAAGGACUUCACAUAGAGCCUCCCGAAACGAAAUUAAAAAUAAAAACUAAGGGAAGGUAAGCAAACUGACAACAAAGGCUUACAGACAACAGAAACCCAAUUACGUUUUGUCUAUUGAGAAAAAUAAGUAUUGUAAAAUUAUGAAAAUAUUGAAUAAUCUUUAAAAAAAAGAAAACCUGCUAUAUUUUGAAAAUAUGUCCUGGCCCCAUCUCCCCCAGUGGCUCGCUGAUUUUGAUAAAUUCCUCUUGUGUGGCGUCUGGGCAAAUUUGGAACGGUUCUUUGCACAGUUGAUGCUGUUUUUGGGGGACCUCACAAACGGGGUCCUCAGCCUGGAGAUUCUGCUCCCUGGAGACACACCCGCUCAGCCCUUUAUGACAUAGCCCUUCUGCCCACGGUGGAUUGCCAUCCCUAAGGAGACGUUUCACUGUGAACUUCAAGCUUUCCAUCUUGGAUCUGACUCUCUGUCCAUUACGCUUACAGGCUGAUAAUCUCUCUGGCGUUCUAAUCAAACCAUCUGCGCUCUAGUGAGAUUUCUCUGCUGGUCACUUGUUGCUCUAAUGAUAAAUAAUCGAAUGCUGCUCUUUUGCCAUUCGCGAUGAAGACAUUUCUUACUGAAGGCAGUUGGACUUUUGGGACAUAUUCAGUAUUUUCUCUUUUAUUUUGGGGUGAGAAUGACCCAAUCACAAACCGAUGGGAUUAAUUCUCCUCGCAGGAUUUCUGGGUCACACUCGCUCAUCCUGGCACUAAAAGUGCGGCCUGUCACUCAGGAAGAAAACGGAGACCAGAGGAUACAGGAAAAAAGUGGCAGACACAAAAACCUUCAUAACAACACGCAGAAUUCAUAACUCAUGCUGGAUUUAUGUGGAACUUCUCUCAGUGACUGAGGAAUGGAAGGACUGCAGGGUUGCGGGGGGGCGGGGGGGCGGGGAUCAUUAUGAAUUAUUGAACAUGAAGUGGAACUGAACACGACUGAAUGGAGGCGUGAAUUUCACAUGGAUUUAGCUCAACUGUAAAUAGAGAGUACACUGUGGUUCUGAUGGUGGGGAAGCUGUGGUUCUGAUGGUGGGGAUGCUGUGGUUCUGAUGGUGGUACUCUGUGGUUCUGAUGGUGGUACGCUGUGGUCAUGAUGGGGGAUGCUGUGGUUCUAAUGGGGGGGAAGCUGUAGUUCUGAUGGUGGUACUCUGUGGUUCUGAUGGUGGGGAUGCUGUGGUUCUGAUGGGGGGAUGUGGUUCUGAUGGUGGUACUCUGUACUUCUGAUGGAGGAUGCUGUGGUUCUGAUGGGGGGUGCUGUGGUUCUGAUGGUGGGAUGCUGGGGUUCUGAUGGUGGAUGCUGUGGUUCUGAUGGUGGUACUCUGUGGUUCUGAUGGUGGUACGCUGUGGUUCUGAUGGGGGAUGCUGUGGUUCUGAUGGUGGUACGCUGUGGUUCUGAUGGUGGUACUCUGUGGUUCUGAUGGGGGAUGCUGUGGUUCUGAUGGGGGGUGCUGUGGUUCUGAUGGUGGGAUGCUGGGGUUCUGAUGGUGGAUGCUGUGGUUCUGAUGGUGGUACUCUGUGGUUCUGAUGGGGGAUGCUGUGGUUCUGAUGGUGGGGAUGCUGUAGUUCUGAUGGUGGUACUCUGUGGUUCUGAUGGUGGUACGCUGUGGUCAUGAUGGGGGAUGCUGUGGUUCUGAUGGGAGGGAAGCUGUAGUUCUGAUGGUGGUACUCUGUGGUUCUGAUGGUGGGAUGCUGGGGUUCUGAUGGUGGAUUCUGUGGUUCUGAUGGUGGUACGCUGUGGUUCUGAUGGUGGUACUCUGUGGUUCUGAUGGUGGUACUCUGUGGUUCUGAUGGGGGAUGCUGUGGUUCUGAUGGUGGUACGCUGUGGUUCUGAUGGUGGGAUGCUGGGGUUCUGAUGGUGGAUUCUGUGGUUCUGAUGGUGGUACUCUGUGGUUCUGAUGGGGGAUGCUGUGGUUCUGAUGGUGGUACUCUGUGGUUCUGAUGGUGGUACUCUGUGGUUCUGAUGGGGGAUGCUGUGGUUCUGAUGGUGGUACUCUGUGGUUCUGAUGGUGGUACUCUGUGGUUCUGAUGGGGGAUGCUGUGGUUCUGAUGGUGGUACGCUGUGGUUCUGAUGGGGGAUGCUGUGGUUCUGAUGGUGGUACUCUGUGGUUCUGAUGGUGGUACUCUGUGGUUCUGAUGGGGGAUGCUGUGGUUCUGAUGGGCCGAUGUAAAUACUGAUGGCGAGAGAGGGCCUGGUUGCCUGUAUGUGGGAACCUGGCGAGAGAGUGCCUGGUUGCCUGUGUAUGUGGGAACCUGGCGAGAGAGUGCCUGGUUGCCUGUGUAUGUGGGAACCUGACUACAUUAAUGAACCAUUACUCUCGGCUACUGGGCUGACAAACAAAUAAUUAUGGGAAUCCCCACACCAUCUGACAAGUCCAUAAGUUUAAUUUAGCGGAAAUAUUCAAAUAGACGAGGCCUGUUCCUGGAUGUGUGUAAAGCUGGGUUUUCCUUAAACUGGAUUCUGUAAUUAACCUCAUUCCCCAAUAAGCGCUGUGUAAUAAUUAGAUUUUAAUAAUUCAUAGGAUUUUCCACAGAAGUGCUGCAUCUCUCUGCCUGUUCUUCUUUCUUCUAAGGCUUUUUCAGAAAGCAAACACAUCUCUCCUUACCCUCCCAAAAGUGCUUACAGGAGCACUGUUUUCAUAACUUCUGUUGUUAUUAUUUAGGGCAAUGUGUCCUUAUUCUGUAACACAAAUAUAAUCUGUUAUCGUGCUUAUCAUCUUCAUGUCUGCAAUCGGUGUGAGCUGUUUGCAACUGAUGCUCCUUCCUUUGUUGUGAUUUGUGAGACACUCAGCUCCAGGACCAACAGGGGUAAUGGAAUGUGUGGCAAGGCGAAUGUGAAGGGCAGCAGAAUGGUUGGGUGGGGUGAAUACUGAAUGGGCCAGUGUCAAGGCAACAGGUGUGUCAUUGGGGUUUGGUCGCUGCUGCCUGGUGAAUAUCUUUUAUUUUGAAUUUUCAUAACUUAAUAAUUAAAUGAAUAAUUCGUAAUUCCCCUCGGUUUGUAAAUCAGUUUGUUAUUAAAAUAUAGCGAGCAAAGGGUUAUACAUAUAACCAGAGCCUUCACAGAGUUGUGAAGUCAGCAGUGAUGUUGCUCUUGAUUCCGUGUAUUGCAGUUUUUGUCUGGUUUCUCCAGGAUGUGUCUCAGCCUCUCUGAAAGCACCUGCUCUGUGUGUUUGUCAGUUUUGAACAAAGUAGCAUAAAUAAUUAACUUCAGGUGAAUCGACCCUGGAAGACCAGCAUGGUUGUUAUGAACAAAUUAAAACUGAGCUCAAAUAGGUAUAAUUCCACAGACAUUUAAAUAAAUGAGUAUGUUCCUGCAAUAAUUAUUACAGAGAAGUACCUUUGCCUCAGAAAACCCUUCCAGCAGAAUGUUCGCAAUUUCUAAACGCAAGGGUGUGUCCUUGAUU